GUGAAUUUUCCACGCCCUUCAACUUCCUCUUUUACAGUGGCAAUCCGCGAGUGGCAUCAUGAAGGCGUCAGGCACGCUUAAGGAGUACAAAGUGGUUGGGCGUCUGCUGCCCUCCACCAAGAACCCAAACCCUCCGCUGUACCGCAUGAGGAUCUUCGCCCCCAACCAUGUGGUGGCCAAGUCCCGCUUUUGGUACUUUGUCUCGCAGCUGAGGAAGAUGAAGAAGGCCUCUGGAGAAACUGUCUACUGUGGACUGGUGCAUGAGAAGACUCCACUGAAGGUGAAGAACUUCGGCAUCUGGCUGCGCUACGACUCUCGAAGCGGCACCCACAACAUGUACAGGGAGUACAGAGACCUGACCACAUCUGGGGCCGUGACCCAGUGCUACCGUGACAUGGGGGCCCGGCACCGCGCUCGAGCCCACGCCAUCCAGAUCAUGAAGGUGCAGGAGAUCCCUGCCAACAAGUGUCGCCGACCGGCCAUCAAGCAGUUCCACGACUCCAAGAUCAAGUUCCCCCUGCCCCACCGGGUGCUGCGCCGCCAGCACAAGCCACGCUUCACCACCAAGAGACCAAACACCUUCUUCUAAGGAUGAUGGUGAUGCUCUUUCCCAUGUGUUUCAGAAUAAAUGGAUUAAAAAAA
Messenger RNA from Scleropages formosus (Asian bonytongue), 642 nucleotides. RefSeq names its product 60S ribosomal protein L18a-like. Gene Ontology annotation, biological process: translation. Gene Ontology annotation, cellular component: ribosome. The record is from RefSeq and is a predicted model, not a curated record. Lineage: Eukaryota; Metazoa; Chordata; Actinopteri; Osteoglossiformes; Osteoglossidae. Bases 59 to 589 code for a protein of 176 amino acids. The transcript has 5 exons. Gene Ontology annotation, molecular function: structural constituent of ribosome.